AUGAAGAUGAAUGCAACACAGGUUUCAUAUUUCACACUGAGUGCCUACUUUGACACUGGACCUUUCAAAUAUUUGUAUUUCAUGAUUCUUACCUUUUUAUAUAUUUUGAUUAUCUGUCCCAAUGUUUCUCUGAUUGUGAUUAUCUGUAUGAACAGAAGUUUACAUGAACCUAUGUACCUGUUUCUGUGCAGCCUGUUUGUAAAUGAACUGUAUGGUAGUACAGGGUUGUUUCCAUUCCUUCUGCUUCAGAUCCUCUCUGACAUUCACACUGUUUCUGUUCACUUUUGUUUCCUGCAGAUUUUCUGUGUUUACUCUUAUGCUUGUGUGGAAUUUUUAAAUUUAGCCGUCAUGUCUUAUGACCGAUACCUCGCUAUCUGUUAUCCUCUACAAUAUAACACACAUAUGACAUACAACAAGGUCACUGCACUUAUUGCUCUGACAUGGUUGUAUCCUUUUAUUGUAAUUCUCAUUGCAGUAUCCUUAACUUCGUCUUUACAGCUGUGUGGGAACAUCAUUGACACAAUUUUCUGUGGAAACUACUCCAUAUUCAAACUGGCCUGCUCUGACACCACAGUAAAUAAUGUCUAUGGACUAAUUAUCACUUUUCUCACAGUUUGCAUUCCUCUCAUUUUAAUUCUUUACACUUACAUGAAGAUUCUUAAAGUUUGUUUCUCUGGUUCUAAACAGACCAGACAAAAAGCUGUCAGUACCUGCACACCUCACCUUGCUUCUCUGAUCAACUUUUCCCUUGGUUGUUGUCUUCAAAUAUUAUUGAACAGAUCUGAUGUGAACACUGCACCAAGUGUGUUGAACAUUUUUUUGUCAUUAUACUUUCUUACAUGCCAGCCUCUGUUUAAUCCAGUAAUGUACGGACUGAAAAUGGCCAAAAUUCAUAACAUAUGUAAAAAUCUGUUCUGUUGGAAAGUGUAG
Molecule: messenger RNA, 930 nt
Organism: Lates calcarifer (barramundi perch)
Lineage: Eukaryota; Metazoa; Chordata; Actinopteri; Centropomidae
Product: olfactory receptor 11A1-like
Exons: 1
Coding region: 1-930 (309 amino acids)
Biological process (GO): G protein-coupled receptor signaling pathway
Cellular component (GO): membrane
Molecular function (GO): G protein-coupled receptor activity; olfactory receptor activity
Source: RefSeq, a predicted model, not a curated record